AUUGGGACAAACAGAUUUAUGGGUGUUUCUCAUAGUCCACGUGUUCCAUGUUGCAUACUUUUCUGGCACGCACAAACAAACGAGUCGUGAAGGCCUAAGCAUGGGUGGGAUCUUUCGGAAAUGUUUGUACGGUUUUUCGGUUGAACUGGAAAAGGUGACAUGAAGGCCAGAGGACUCACUGCGGCAGAAAAGAAGGCCAUUUUGAAAAUUUGAGGAAAGAAAAGGACUUUUGGAGGAUUGCCAAGUGCAGAGGUUGUGGACCAGGAUACAAAAGUCCACUGGAUGCCAUGAAAGGCCCUCGAGAGGAAAUUGUCUAUGUCCCCUGCAUAUACCGCAACACAAACAUUGAGAAGCCUGACUAUCUGGCAACUGUGGAUGUGGACCCCAAGUCAGCUAACUAUUGCAAGGUCAUUCAUCGGUUGCCCAUGCCCAACUUGAAGGAUGAGCUACAUCACUCUGGCUGGAAUUCUUGCAGCAGCUGCUUCGGCGACCCAUCAAAGACACGGAACCGCCUUAUCCUCCCGUCGCUGAUAUCCUCCAGGAUCUACGUGGUGGAUGUUGGUACCGACCCCCGUGCCCCCCGUCUGCACAAGACAGUGGAGCCCAGCGAACUGUUCUGGAAGUGUGGCCUGGCUAAUCCUCACACCAGUCACUGCCUCGGAAGUGGCCAGAUCAUGAUCAGCACCAUGGGAGACCCUUAUGGUAACGGAAAUGGUGGAUUCGUGCUGCUGGAUGGAGAGACAUUUGAAGUGAUUGGGAACUGGGAGCUUCCAGGAGAAGCCGCCCCCUUUGGCUAUGAUUUCUGGUACCAGCCACGACACAAUGUGAUGAUAAGUACCGAGUGGGGGGCCCCCAAGGUUCUUGCCAAUGGAUUCAACCCUAAUGAUGUCAAAGCAGGUCACUAUGGUCAAAGCAUCCACGUGUGGGACUGGACCACUCACAAACGGCUGCAGUCCCUAGACCUGGGGGUGGCGGGGGCCAUUCCCUUGGAGGUCCGCUUUUUGCACAACCCUGACGCUGCCGAAGGUUUUGUGGGCUGCGCGCUCAACGGAACAGUCUUCCGCUUCUACAAGACCCAGAAGGGAGACUGGGCCACAGAGAAAGUCAUCGGUGUUCCCAGUAAGAAGGUGGAGGGCUGGAUUCUGCCCGAGAUGCCAAGCCUGAUCACCGAUAUUCUGAUCUCCUUGGAUGACCGUUUCCUGUACUUCAGCAACUGGCUGCAUGGAGACAUCAGACAGUACGACAUCACCGACACCAGGAACCCACGCUUGGUGGGCCAGGUGUUUCUGGGAGGCAGCAUCUUGAAUGAUGGGCUGGUGAAAGUUACGGAGGACCAGGAGCUAGAUGGCCAGCCAUCGCCUUGCAUCAUAAAGGGGAAGAGGGUGCCUGGGAGCCCACAGAUGCUGCAGCUGAGUCUGGAUGGGAAGAGGCUGUACUCCACAACAUCCCUGUACAGUGCCUGGGACAAGCAGUUUUACCCCGAUCUCAUCAAGGAGGGCUCCGUGAUGACCCAAAUUGACGUGGACACAGUAAAGGGUGGCCUGCGGGUCAAUCCAGACUUCCUGGUGGACUUUGGAAGAGAGCCAGAUGGACCAGCCCUUGCCCAUGAAGUUCGGUACCCUGGUGGAGACUGUACCUCUGACAUCUGGAUUUAAACCAAAGCAGUGAUUCCUGCUACUCUUUUGAUGUAUUCUGGUGACACAUUCUGACAUUACAAUCAUUAUAAUUUUAUCAAGUAUUACAUUAUACACCAUGCACCUUACAGAACUCAUUCAGCUCAGAAAAUUAAACUUUUUAAUAAAGCUUUGCGUCAUUUAUAUCAGCUAACGCGCUCUCCCUGUUAUUGCACAGUUUUGCACUUAAAACUGUAAUGCAAAAUUAGAUCUAUACAUGUAUUUGUGCAACUAUGCCAACAUUUUUUGUUAUGGACAGUUAAUA
Molecule: messenger RNA, 1938 nt
Organism: Scleropages formosus (Asian bonytongue)
Lineage: Eukaryota; Metazoa; Chordata; Actinopteri; Osteoglossiformes; Osteoglossidae
Gene: selenbp1
Product: selenium binding protein 1
Exons: 12
Coding region: 288-1655 (455 amino acids)
Molecular function (GO): selenium binding; protein binding
Source: RefSeq, a predicted model, not a curated record